AUGUCAACGCGGUUCAUUUUCGCCGAUUUGGAGAUCCACAGUAGAUGCUCCCCUUCUGUUGCCUCAAAGAGUGACAUUGAGGCGAUGAUCUCACCCAGUAAGGCGGUCAAACUUAUUGAUCCGCCCAUCAAUCGAUUGUGUCAUUACUGCCACUGUCGCCACCGUGUUAAAGUCAUGAGGGAGGUAAUCUCUAUCCACGUUGGUCAAUGUGGCGUACAAAUUGGGAAUGCGGUUUGGGAGCUCUACUGUGCCGAGCACGCAGUCUCCAACGAGGGCUCCUUGUUUGAGCAGCCUCAUGAAUUGGAGUGGGUGGAGACCUUCUUCAACAUCUCCGAACAAGGUCGCUAUGUUCCACGAUGCCUGUUCGUAGAUCUCGAGGCCUCAGUUAUCGAUGAAGUUCGAGUUGGUCCUUGGCGUAAACUCUUCCAUCCGGAUAAGUUAAUUACGGGAUACGAGGAUGCCUCCAACAACUUUGCUCGUGGAUACUUCACCAUCGGAAAGGUGCUGCUCUCUCCAGUCCUGAAUGAAGUUAGACGUACCAUUGAACAGUGUGACAGUCUUCAAGGCAUUCUCUUUUUCCGCAGUCUUGGGGGUGGUACAGGGGCCGGUUUGACUGCAGCUCUGUUGGAUGUUCUUGGAGACUAUCGAAAGUACACUAAAGUGGAAAUACCUAUCUAUCCAUCACCUUCUCUGUCCACGGCUUUGAUUGAACCCUACAACUGCCUUUUGGGCGAACAUUUCACCAUGGAGGACUUCAACAUUGGCCUUCUUAUGGACAAUGAGGCUAUGUACGAUGUGUGCUCCCGCUUCCUCUCGUCCAGCUACACCACCUAUACAAAGAUCAACCGACUGGCUGCUAUUGUCUGUAGUGCGGUUACUGCUUCUCUACGUUUCAAGAAUGUUCUCACUUCGGAUCUCAAUGUGAUGCAGACCAAUCUCAUCCCCUAUCCACGCAUUCACUUUCCUUUGGCCAAUUUCGCACCUAUCCAAUCAACCGAGAAAACCGCCUAUGAGCCCUCCAAGGUGGUGGAGAUAACUCGUGCUGUAUUUGAACGGGAGAACCAGUUGAUAAAGAUUGAUCCCACCUAUGGGAAAUUUAUGUCCUGCACGCUGCUAUAUCGAGGCAAUGUCAGUCCUGGACAAGUUUAUGUAGCUCUAGCAGAGAUGAAAAGUUGUCGAGGCUUGGAAUUUGUGGAUUGGUGUCCUACUGGUUUUAAGGUGAGCAUUACAAGUGAGACUCCGGUUACUCGAUGUGACAGUGGAAUUGGUCAAACCAGUCGAAAUGUUGUUAUGUUGGCCAAUAAUUCGGCUGUUGGACAAGCAUGGCAACGGAUAGUGCAUAAAUACUAUAUGCUCUACUCCAAACGCGCCUUUGUCCACUGGUAUGUGGGUGAGGGUAUGGAGGAGGAUGAAUUCAAUGAAGCCCUUGUCAACAUGACCUCCUUGGUACGAGACUACGAGGAGGUGGCAAGAGACUCUGCCGACACUCAAUUGGGUGCUCCAAACUCCACGAUGCCUCCUGAGAGGGACAAACUGACAGACAGACAGAGAAAGCCUUAG
This is a messenger RNA of Echinococcus granulosus, 1560 nucleotides long. Its product is annotated as Tubulin alpha-1C chain. The transcript has 5 exons. Gene Ontology annotation, biological process: microtubule cytoskeleton organization; mitotic cell cycle. Bases 1 to 1560 code for a protein of 519 amino acids. Gene Ontology annotation, molecular function: structural constituent of cytoskeleton; GTP binding. The record is from RefSeq and is a predicted model, not a curated record. Gene Ontology annotation, cellular component: cytoplasm; microtubule. Lineage: Eukaryota; Metazoa; Platyhelminthes; Cestoda; Cyclophyllidea; Taeniidae.